Messenger RNA from Andrographis paniculata, 2461 nucleotides. RefSeq lists its product as uncharacterized. The record is from RefSeq and is a predicted model, not a curated record. NCBI's taxonomy places the organism in Eukaryota, Viridiplantae, Streptophyta, Magnoliopsida, Lamiales, Acanthaceae. Bases 257 to 2233 code for a protein of 658 amino acids. The transcript is spliced from 16 exons.
GUGGGAGAGUGAGUAAUGAUGAGCAUUGGGAGGAGUGGAAACAGCAAUUUUAUCUCUCUGUCAGUACAAACCUCUUCUACGUCCAUCACCAUCUCCAUCUCACCCGUUCCUCAUCUCACCCCCUUCCCUCUGCAAACUGCAAUCGAUCCACCACAUCCCGGUUUCUUUCUCCACGCUGCUCUCGUUUAUCCAAGUCGCAUCCAAAUUUCGAAAUUAGACACUAAUUUGGUGGGACUUGUCGCCGGAAAGUGCGUCAAUGGAGGCCUCAGGAAACCAUCAGGAGGUGGAGGUGCCGCCUGUGGAGGGUGUUGCAGGAGGUGGUACAGCUUAUGGAUGGAGUGAAACCGACGUUGACGAUGCUCAUCUGCCCAGGGGUUUGAUUGAUCCCAUGAAAGUUCAUUCUUCAGCGUUAGUGCAUGCCUGGUGCAUGCCGAGCACGGCAAAUGUUGGGCCACAGGACAUUCCUCGUAAAUUGGAGCCUAUCUCUCUUUUAUCAGCAAGGAACGAAAGGGAAAGUGUUCAGAUAGCUAUACGUCCAAAAGUAAGUUGGGCUGCCGGAUCUGGUAUUGCUGGAAUGGUGCAGGUGCAAUGUACUGAUCUGUGUUCUACUUCUGGUGAUAGAUUAGUUAUCGGUGAUUCAGUGAAGGUGAGACGAGUUGUUCCAGUUUUGGGUGUUCCAGAUGCUCUUGUGCCCCUUGAACUGCCAGUUUCUCAGUUGACCCUUUAUCCUGGAGAAACAGUGGCAAUAUGGGUUUCGAUUGAUGUCCCAGAAUCACAAUCACCUGGUCAAUAUGUAGGAGAAUUCAUUAUUACAGCUACAAGAUCUGACACAAAAUCUUCAGCACACUGCCUGAGUAAAGGAGAGAGGUACCAACUUUGUCAAGAGUUAAAGAGCUGUCUCGAUAUCAUUGAACCAGUUGAUGGCAAACCACUUGAUGAAGUGGUUGAAAGAGUAAAAUCUGCUUCUUCAUCUUUGAGAAGGGUGCUGCUUUCCCCAUCAUUUUCAGAUUUAGAUAAUGGAUCUGUAGACAUGAUGGAUGAGGAUGUUGUCUCAGACCUUUCAAUCAAGGUGAAGCUAACUCUAACAGUUUGGGAUUUCACUCUUCCAGCCACACCUUCUCUUCCAGCUGUUAUUGGUAUAUCUGAUACAGUUAUUGAGGACCGAUUUGGUGUUGAACAUGGAAGUAGCAAGUGGUAUGAAACACUGGAUCAGCAUUUUAAGUGGCUGCUGCAGUAUAAGAUCAGCCCAUAUUUUUGCAGGUGGCGGGAAGGUAUGCAAGUACUGGCAUACACCUGUCCAUGGCCAGCUGAUCAUCCAAAAUCGGAUGAGUAUUUUUCUGAUCCCAAGCUGGCAGCAUAUGCUGUGCCAUAUAGUCCAGUCGUCUCCUGUAGUGGUGAUUCAUCUAAGGACUUUCUGCAAAGCGAAGUUGAGAUAUUAAGAACAAAGAAUCAUUGGAGAAAAGCUUAUUUCUAUUUGUGGGAUGAGCCACUGAACAUUGAACAAUAUGAAGCUCUUCGCAACAUGGCAAGUGAGAUUCAUGCUUAUGCGCCUGAUGCUCGUAUAAUGACAACUUAUUACUGUGGACCUAGUGAUGCACCCUUGGCUUCUAACAAUUUUGAGGCUUUUCUUAAAGUUCCGGAGUUUCUUCGACCUCAAACCCAAAUCUUUUGUACAAGCGAAUGGGUGAUUGGCAACCGAGAAGAUCUGGCGAAGGAUAUAAUUGCAGAGAUACAGCCUGAAAAUGGUGAGGAGUGGUGGACAUAUGUCUGCAUGGGACCAUCCGAUCCUCAUCCUAACUGGCACUUGGGGAUGCGAGGCACACAACACCGCGCAGUUAUGUGGCGGGUAUGGAAAGAAGGCGGAACUGGCUUUCUCUAUUGGGGUGCCAAUUGCUACGAGAAGGCGACUGUUCCCAGCGCUGAGAUUAGGUUUAGGCGUGGCCUCCCUCCCGGCGAUGGAGUCUUGUAUUACCCUGGUCAAGUGUUUUCAUCUUCGGAGGAACCUGUUGCCUCCCUACGACUAGAACGACUUUUAAGUGGUUUACAGGAUGUCGAGUAUCUCAAACUAUACUCUUCAAGAUUUGGUAGAGAAGAAGGGCUUCUUCUUCUCGAAAAAACAGGAAUGUAUCUUGGCCCCGAGAGGUACACUCACGACCAUGUCCCGAUUGAUGUUAUGCGUGGUGAAGUUUUCCGGACAUGCCAUUCUGAAAGUAGCAAGCAACUGAUUUGUUGAAGGUUCGUUAGUUCCCACCCGCUACUUGUCUUAAAAAUCCGUAUAAUAUAUUAUGUAUUUCGACGCAUGUUUAUUAUUAUGAUUCACUCUUUAAUCUUCCAUCUAUACUACUACUACUACCUUCGAUUAUCGGGUUUGCAUUGGUUACCAAUUCGCUUAAUUUCGCGUCAAUCUUGAGUAAUGUGCGAGCCGGCUAGUUUCGGGGUGCAUAAUAAUUGUUGCCCUUGC